Rhinopithecus roxellana (golden snub-nosed monkey) is the source of this 493-nucleotide messenger RNA. RefSeq lists its product as uncharacterized. The record is from RefSeq and is a predicted model, not a curated record. Lineage: Eukaryota; Metazoa; Chordata; Mammalia; Primates; Cercopithecidae.
AGGUGAUGACUGCAAAGGAGUGCCCAGGAGCAGGCCACUACUCCCCAGAGAGCAGAGAAGGAGGUUGUUGGCAGGGACCACAGUCAGACCUGGCCACCACCUUGGGCAUGGCCACUCUGCCCUCUGGACCUGUCUUUCGUCUGGAGAAACCACUGAGAGAUGGAUCCCAUUCCCUAAUGGUCUCACAGCAAAGGAACAGGACUUCCAGGCCCCUUGACCCUGCCUGGCCUGAUUCAGGGCCUGGUGGCCCCCAGCCUUCUGUUUCAAGCUGGGCAUACCCCAGGCGCCCUUCCCUCCCUAAGGACUCAGCUGAGGGACCCCUUGCCCCCUUCUACCUCCACCUCAGCACCCUCCCCCAGCUUGAUGUUUAGGUCUCCCCAGCACCCUCCUCCCUGGCCGGUGCAAAGUACAGGGAGGUAGAGGAGGACCCUUGCAGACCUGUUGCCCAGCACACAGUAGGCCCUCAAUAAAAGCCAUUUGCACUUUAAAUAUA